AUGGUCCCUUCCGAGACAGUUGUUUGCGUAAAACAAGUGAAGCAAAACGCGGCAGAAGAAUGGGACGAAACGAUGCCGUUGCCUGGAGAUAUAAUAGAAGGCGUAGCAAAAGACGGUGCGGAUGCCUCUUUUGUUUCGGCCAAGGCUAGAUCCGAACUCAGCUCUCAUCUCGGCAAAAUAAACCGCGUGGCAGAUAGUGUGUGGUUGAAGGUGAGAAGGGGCGAGGGUACGGUGAAACUCCGCGCGUGUGUUGUACCGGAUAAAACCCUUAAGCUGCAGAAAAUGUUCACCGUUAGAGCAGCCUCCAACGAGAGACACGUCGCCGUUCUUGCGGAUUUGACUUUCGAAGAGUGCUUUCAACUCCAAGAGAUGAGUAGAAGAGUAGUGAAUUUAGAUUUUAAAGGAUUUCAUCGAAAGGGAAUGAAAUACGACUGGAAACAUAAAGUGGGUUCGUAUUUGCCCGAUCGAAGAUCGACUGUAGUUAGUUCGAUUCUGUUCAUGCCUCUCGUAAGAGAACGCGGCAUAGAAGCACUCACCGUGAGAGUGAUGGCCUGGUUUUCUGCGGCAGUUUCUUCGGGAAUUCCGCUUGUUUUCAUCAACAUUCAAACCGAACAGACGAUCACUUCAGACGCAGGCAAAGAGUUGGCUUGGAGUAGACAAGAAAAUAUCAAUACAACAGUUAAUAUUGUACAAGGUAUAAGAUUUUGGUUCUUACCUGGUGUUGCUGAGGUGGCACUGCAGCUAUCUCCCGAACAUGGGGAAACCCGAUUCGGCAUGGAAAUUAAACGAACUGAAGAGGGGUUUAUCGGCAUUUACUCGAUAACAACGGGGACAGCGGCUGAGCGAGCUGGCCUCGGUGAACUAUUCAAGCAGGCAAAUAGAAUGGGGCAUAUGCUUGUGAUAUCGAGGCUACAAGGGAAGAGUUUGAUGCCUUCGACCGUUGACUCGGAAGGAUUAAUUCAUUGCUGCGACAACGGUGAUAUUAAGGAAGCGCUAUUUUCGGCACUUGAGAAAAUGGACAGUGUUCAGGUUCAUAUUAUGGGGUGGCCUAAUCAGACGGUUGCCGCCCCACCGGUGUCUGCUGCAGCAGCGCUCCGGCCACCGGAUUUCGUUUAG
Erythranthe guttata (spotted monkey flower) is the source of this 1116-nucleotide messenger RNA. RefSeq lists its product as uncharacterized. Lineage: Eukaryota; Viridiplantae; Streptophyta; Magnoliopsida; Lamiales; Phrymaceae. The record is from RefSeq and is a predicted model, not a curated record.